AUGUGUUCCCUGAGAAGAUUUCGCUGCACAGUCGGCCUCAGAGAUAAAUACGGUAAGGACCGUGUGUUUAACCCGCUGUGUGAGCAAGGCAUUGUGGGUUUUGGGAUCGGCGCAGCCGCCGCAGAGAUUCAGUUUGCUGACUACAUUUACCCAGCGUUUGAUCAGAUGGUGAACGAAGCGGCUGGGUACCGCUACCGCUCGGGGAACAUGUUUGACUGCGGGAGUCUGACGGUCAGAUCUCUCUAUCACUCCCAGAGUCCCGAGGCCUUCUUCACACACUGUCCUGGGAUUAAGAUUGUUGUGCCGAGAGGUACGGUCCAGGUCAAGGGUCUGCUUCUGUCCUGCAUCGCUGAUCAAAACCCCUGCAUCUUCGAGCCCAAAAUCCUGUACAGAGCAGCAGUGAAGCAGGUGCCCACAGAAGCCUAUCAGGUCCCUCUCUCGCAGGCCGAGGUGCUGCAGGAGGGCAGUGACCUCACGCUGGUGGCCUGGGGAACACAGGUGCAUGUGAUGAGGGAAGUGGCUGCCAUGGCACAGGAGAAGCUGGGAGUCUCCUGUGAGCUCAUCGACCUACAGACCAUUCUGCCUUGGGACACAGAGACGGUUUGCAAGUCUGUCUGUCUGUCUGGCUCUCUGUCUGUCAGUCACAGCGCUCCAGUCACGCAGACUCUAGAGCUAAAAGUGUCCCACAGGGCCACUGUCCAAGAGGAGUGUUUCCUCAACUAGGAGGCUCCCAUCAGCAGGGUUUGUGGGUAUGAUACACCCUUCCCUCACAUCUUUGAGCCUUUCUACAUCCCUGACAAGUGGAAGUGCUUCGAGGCGGUCAAGCAUAUGAUUAAAUACUAAAGCAAAGGAGAAACAGAUCGAGAACUCGUCCUCCUCUACAUCACUGAACAAACCUGUCAAUAACACCACC
Carassius carassius (crucian carp) is the source of this 913-nucleotide messenger RNA. RefSeq names its product branched chain keto acid dehydrogenase E1 subunit beta (gene bckdhb). Gene Ontology annotation, molecular function: catalytic activity. The record is from RefSeq and is a predicted model, not a curated record. Gene Ontology annotation, biological process: response to nutrient; branched-chain amino acid catabolic process. NCBI's taxonomy places the organism in Eukaryota, Metazoa, Chordata, Actinopteri, Cypriniformes, Cyprinidae.